Messenger RNA from Polypterus senegalus (gray bichir), 673 nucleotides. RefSeq names its product histone H2A-like. Gene Ontology annotation, cellular component: nucleosome. The record is from RefSeq and is a predicted model, not a curated record. The transcript has a single exon. NCBI's taxonomy places the organism in Eukaryota, Metazoa, Chordata, Cladistia, Polypteriformes, Polypteridae. Gene Ontology annotation, molecular function: protein heterodimerization activity; DNA binding; structural constituent of chromatin. Bases 97 to 483 code for a protein of 128 amino acids.
UGUUCAGCUCGUCACGCCCGAAGGAAGCCUUAAUAAAAGCGCAAUGUUGGCUACUGUGGCCAUUCUGUUGUAAGUAGUUGCUGUGUUCAUCUGAAGAUGUCGGGAAGAGGAAAGACUGGCGGUAAGGCACGUGCUAAGGCUAAGACUCGCUCUUCUCGAGCUGGGCUGCAGUUUCCUGUCGGCCGUGUUCACAGGCUCCUGCGGAAAGGCAACUAUGCUGAGCGGGUGGGCGCUGGUGCUCCCGUGUACUUGGCUGCUGUGCUCGAGUACCUGACCGCUGAAAUUCUUGAGUUGGCCGGAAAUGCUGCCCGCGAUAACAAGAAAACCAGAAUCAUCCCACGCCACCUUCAGCUGGCUGUGCGUAACGAUGAGGAGCUCAAUAAGUUGUUGGGUGGCGUGACCAUCGCUCAGGGUGGUGUGCUGCCCAACAUUCAGGCCGUGCUUCUUCCCAAGAAGACCGAGAAACCAGCUAAGAGCAAGUAGAUGAGAGAGAUUAGUUUAUUAAAACCAACGGCUCUUUUCAGAGCCACCCAUCUGUUCAGACUGGAGCCUUUUUCCAUUCAGAUUUGUUUUUUGGUCGUCCAGCACUUUAUUUUUUUUUUAUUGGCUGUAUAUUGUAAUCACUGGUAUUUUAUUGUAUAUUACUUUAAUAGAUAAACGGUUUCUUUAGCAA